Messenger RNA from Scylla paramamosain (green mud crab), 6966 nucleotides. RefSeq names its product serine/threonine-protein kinase PLK1-like. Gene Ontology annotation, biological process: protein phosphorylation; mitotic spindle organization. Bases 417 to 2726 code for a protein of 769 amino acids. Gene Ontology annotation, cellular component: spindle pole; cytoplasm; nucleus. The transcript has 11 exons. The record is from RefSeq and is a predicted model, not a curated record. Lineage: Eukaryota; Metazoa; Arthropoda; Malacostraca; Decapoda; Portunidae. Gene Ontology annotation, molecular function: ATP binding; protein binding; protein serine/threonine kinase activity.
CACGGCGAGGGACACACCACCAUAACAAAGCACGUUUUUAAAGAUACACUCAUGUUCCAGGCUACACAGUGAUGCACGGGACUUCCAGGGGAUAUAUCGCACUAAAUCACACGCUUUGGAAUAUGUAUUGACGAGCUUAGAUGUUAUUAAAGGGAAUCAACAAAGUAGCGGCGUGUGAAAAUGGUAGUCGGCAACGUAGCGCGGCCAGGCAGCAACUCACAGUAGUGUGCUGGCGGUAGUGAGAGGAGGGUGUGCCGCUGGUCCCUCCCUGUGUGGCUGACCUGCCUCCUGCUGGGGACUUUAUAUAUAGAAGCGAUUGUCAAGUGGAUGUGUGGCUCUGAACUCUGGCUCAUUGCGGCUCUAGUGCCCGGGGUGACUGCUUGUUUGCGCGUGUAUGAGUACUGUUUGGGCAAGCGAUGAAUGGUGAAGUGGUGGUGUGUGGAGGCGGCGGCGGCGGCGGCGUGGGGAUGAUGAAGACCAGCAAAGUGAGCAAGGCUGGCCCUAGCGGGUGGUCAGCUGGCCACCACCACCUCCACCACCAUCACCACCACCACGAUCCCUGGAUCCAGCCCCCCGUCACCACCCCCGCCAGCCUCAGCCCCAAGGAACCCCCCACCAACACCUCCAUGGACUCUGGGGUGGCUGGCCUGCGGGACACCCCUGUACACACCCCCGCCCCCAUCCACCACCACAACAACACCACCACAGCCACCAUCACCACCACCACCACCACCACCAUCACCACUAACACCAACAGCAACAAUAACAACAACAUGGGUGGCGGCAAAGGGAACAACAACAACAAUAACAAUAAUAAUAACAACAACAACAACAACGAAGACUACGACGUGCCCAAGUUCAUCGUUGACCACACCACCAGGGCCACGUACAUGAAGGGGCGCUUCUUAGGCAAGGGUGGCUUCGCUCGGGUCCACGAGGUCACGGAUCUUAUCACCAACAUGACCUACGCGGGCAAGAUAAUCCCUAAGUGUAGGAUCACCAAGCCCCAUCACAAGGAGAAGAUCGCCCGAGAGAUCGAGGUCCACCGCCACCUUCGUCACCAGCACGUCGUCCGCUUCCACCACUACUUCGAGGAUGACGCCAACGUGUACAUCAUCCUCGAGAACUGUGCCAGGAGGAGUCUGGUACACGUGUUGAAGCACCGCCGCACCCUGACAGAGCCUGAGGUGCGGUACUACAUGCGGCAGCUGGCGGAGGGCGUCGCGUACGUGCACCAGCAGCAUGUCAUCCACCGCGACCUCAAGCUGGGCAACAUGUUUCUCACGGAGGACAUGUCGGUGAAGAUUGGGGACUUCGGGCUGGCCACGCGCGUCGACGAUAACCGCAACGUGACCAUAUGUGGCACUCCGAACUACAUCGCCCCUGAAGUGCUCAACAAGCUUGGCCAUUCUUACGACGCGGACAUCUGGGCCAUGGGAUGCAUCAUGUACGCCCUCCUAGUCGGCCAGCCGCCCUUCGAGACAGACUCCCUCAAGGAAACGUACUCGCGCAUCACCACAAACAAGUACGUCAUUCCGCCACUGGUGAGCGACGCUGCCCGCAACCUCAUCCGCCGCUUCCUCCACCCGGACCCCAACGCGCGGCCCCGCCUGGACCAGCUGCUGAACCACGAGUUCUUCACGUCAGCCUGCACUCAGCCUCCUAAGUUCGGCCUUGAGGUGAUUGGCAAGUCAGUGUCCAUGCCAGAGCAGCAGCUUCAGCACCCUCCUCCCCUGCCUCAGUCUCAGUCCCAGCAGCAGCACCCUCUCUGUCAGGACAUCAAGAAGAUCACCUCCUCAGUCUCCACUCUCCGCAUCCCCAACCAGAAGCCACAGACAGACAAGAUAUCCAUUCUGGAGGGAGGUCUUGGUCUAGGUAGUCCUCCCCCAAGCCGGCCCACUACCACUGCAGUCCCCAAGGAGGAGAACCGCAAGAAGGACUCGGGAGGCACCUUGUCCUCAUGUCUGCGGCAGAAGCUGUCCUCUGUCAUCUGCACCACAGACAACAAAGCCUCAACGGGCACUGUGGUGACGGCCAAGAAGAGGGACGUUACCUCGGGGACUCUGUAUAACCUGUUGGCAUCCUGUCUGGACAACAUGCCUGAUGACAUGAGCACCAACCCUGCUGUCCUCAAUCACACUCCGCUCUUCAUCUCCAAGUGGAUUGACUACUCCAACAAGUACGGCUUUGGCUACCAGCUGUCGGACAACUGUGUGGGCGUGUUCUUCAAUGACCUAACCCGCAUCAGCAUAAGUCCAGAUAAGAGCCGAGUGGAGUUCACGGACUCGACUGGGCGACUAGUGGUGCACCAGGCCGGCUCAUUGCCUGCCUGGCUGCAGGAACGCUACCAGUUGCUGCGUUACUUUGCUACCUACAUGGAAGAGAACCUGACAGAGGCUGGGGAUGUGCGCAGCAGUCGGGCGGUGGUAGGGCGAGGCAAUGUCAUCCCCCACGUGAGGCGCUGGGACCGGACACCAAAGUCCAUCAUUAUGCAGCUUAGCAAUGGAACCUUCCAGAUCAACUUCUUCAAGGACCACACCAAGAUAGUGAUUGCCGGUGAACGAUCAGAUGUGAGCAUCAUGUUCAUCAGCAGCGACCGCCAGUCCUUUACCUACCGCCUCUCCCAGCUGGCUGAGGUGGGCUGUGACGCCAUGGUGCGGGAGAGGCUGGUCUAUGCCCUCUCCUGCCUCCGCCAGUAUGCUGAGUUGGAUGGGGAGGAGGUCUGAUGGAAAGCUUAUUCUACUUCCUGCCAUCCCCAACCUUCAUCAUUUUGCCAUGAAGUUUUGGAAGGUCUUUUUUGUCUGUUAAGUUCUUGGACAAAAUGAGAGUUUGAUGUUUUGUUGGCUUGUCCUAAAGGAGGUGGUAAUUGUUUGUGAUGGAAAAAAUGUUAUGCUGUGAAUCAUCAUGUCAUGAAAAGUUUGAGUUUAUUACAAGUGAAGCAUAAAUGCAUAGUGCUCUUUGAGAAUGCACUAUAAUAAAUGUUACACUGAAAUCUUCAACAUGGAUGCACUGUAUUUCUUGAGGAAAAGAAAGGUUUUAGUGUGUGAGCUGCUGCAUCAGUGAAUGGUGUGCAGGCACUGUAAACUAUGCAAAAACUGUACAGUAGUAUUGCCUGCACAUCAAUGUACGCAGCUGUGCAGCAGCUUUGUUGUAACAUUUUUCCUGAGAAACUGAAACCAACGCCUGUGUUUGAGACCAAUGGAGCAUGUGCGCUCUACCUCACAGCUACUACUGUUAGUUAUGUAUCAAAUCACUGCCCAUGAUGAUAGUCAAAAGGGCACAGAAAAGCCUACUUGGCCUCCCCUAUGCACUCCUGCACCGUGCCAGUGUAACUCCAGAAUGAACUGUGUGGCCGCCAAGGGUGUGUUGGGGAGGCUGGUGACAUGUUCUCCGUGUUGCCCCCAUUGUUUACCAAAGAGUGCAGAAGGGGGGGCAGUGAAGCACGGAGUGGGUGAAACAGAAGUAUUGGUGGCACGCCAGGCAAGAUGCUUCAGGCAGCAGAAAGUGAUGGCUGUCUGGGUGAGGUGACAAGAGGUUGUGCCAGGAACAUUGUAAAAUACCUCUUCUGUGCAUUAACAUUCAGUUCUGAAAUCAGUUUAUAUGUAUAUGUAUAUACAUAUAGUAUAUAUAUCAAGUUAAAUCAAAUCAAUAAUGAUCUCUUAUGCUAACCUGCUCAAUGAUUCAAAUAAACAUGUGCGCAUUCUUGGCAUAAUUUUGCAAUGUCUGUUUUUAGAGGAGUUAUGUGCAAUCUUAAAGUAAUAGGUUCUGUGGCAGGCAACAAGGAGUCAGUCAUGCUCAGAACACUAAGUGAUGCAUUCUUGUCUGCUGUCUUACAACUGAGGUGAAAGAUGAUUUUUCUUUCAAAGUAUGGAAAAGCAAGUCCGUCCCUGUGUGUAGUGCAGCAUCAGGAGUGUGUGUGUGUAUGUGUGUGUGUGUGUGUGUUUACAUUGUAAUGUAUAGGGUUUGAGUCAAGCUCAUGUUGUCCCAUGUCCAUACCCACUUUUGUCUCCACCUUUGUCUUGAAAAAUCAGAGAUAUUCCCUGCUCACAUAAUUCCCAUAUCCACAUCAUUCCAGCAGUCAGUACUUCUCCUGGGAAGUUAUAUUCUUUGACAUUUGACCUUCAUAGUUUUCACUAGUGCCUUUCUGUUCUUCCAUUGCCCCUUAUCUGUAAGUUUUUUUGUUCACCUUUCCAAUCUUUGUACUACUCUGAAAGCUAUGACAUUUUUUUCUCCUUUUCUCCUGUUCUACCUCAUGACUCUCCUUGUUUGUCUUCCUUCCAGAUCGUUUGUAUAAAAAAAUAUGCUUUGGUGACAUUUUCUUUCAUGAAUUCUUGUUGACAAUAUUUUUUUUUCUUUUCAUAUCAUCAAUAUGCAAGAAGAAACAAUCAAAUCCUGCAUCAUUAUAAGUAAAUCUAAAUAAUUUUGUUAUCAGACCUCUGCUUUCAUUGUCUGCUCACCACAAUUUAUGUUUGUGUGUGUGUGUGUGUGUGUGUGUGUAUACAUGCAUGUGUACCUGUGUGUGUGUGUGUGUGUGUACAUGCAUGUGUACCUGUGUGUGUGUGUGUGUGUGUACAUGCAUGUGUACCUGUGUGUGUGUGUGUGUGUGUGUGUGUGUGUAUUUUUGUGUGCACACUUAAUUGCUGCUGCUACUGCUGCUGCUGUUGUAUAUUUGAGGAGCAGAGCCAACACCUGGACAGAGUAGAGGAUAUUUGGUGAUGGGGAAGAUCUGGCACAGUGACAGGAGGUGUGUUCGCCUCAACGAGUGAGUGAUGAAUUACAUGAGAACGCUGUCUGAGAGUGAUUGGUGACCCAUUUCUCCCUUUGCAUGGGGACUACCACACUCACAUUACCCGUGUUCCAAAAUAUUAUGAGGCCUUUUUCACAACCAAAGAGUGAAUGGUAUAAGGAAAUAUUGUUCCCUUUUUGGCUCAGGAUAUUUCUCUACCAAAUGUCAGAUUUGGUGUUGACAGCCAUGUUGGGCAUCAAUCCUAUUAUCUUGCAAAAGAACCAAUGAUAUUUAAUGUGUAGUACUUUUCUGAAAACAUAAGCUGGUUAUUUUGUUUAUUUUAAUGGGAAUUCACUUAAAUCAAACAAUCCUCCUGUGAGGCACAUUAAAAGUUUAGUACAAACUCAAAUGCACCGGGAAGGAACCAGUCUGGGUGUGUAGCAAAGCAGGCGACUUCAGUAAUGAUCUCAUCUAAUUGUAAUCCAUUAUAUUUCUUCAUAUUUCUGUCACUGUUCUUGGCACUGUAGCAAGGCCGAGAGGACCCGGGAGACGGCAGUACCAUUGUCCACCACCAACCACUUGUUUUGAUUAUAGCUUUAUGUUCAGAAAGUUUUUCGAAGGAAUUGUUUGCUGUUACUUAAAUGGUCAAUGCACAGCAAGGACAACCAGUAGCCUGGGUCCUCAGCUGCUGUUGCCAGGUCAACAUGAUGUAUUUAUUAGAAUAUCUCUGCUGUGAGGUCUUGUCCUCCAUUUUCUGUCUUACCAAAGAUGGCAGGAAUUACUAGUGUUCUACUUGAAUGCAGAGAAACUAGACAAGCUUUUAUUAUUUCUAAAUCUACAGAAUAGAAUGCUUUCUGUAGUCUAGACACUGUUGAGGAAAGGCACAAAGAGGUCUCCAGUUGUACAGGUUGACCUCCAGCUUUGCCUAGUCAUUUUCAAGUUUAAUAGAAAAUUAAUAGUGUUUCUGACAACUGCAUUGCCUGCUGGAGGCUGGAGUGGCUCCGGGGCACCAGGGCAGAGGUGGCUGCCAGAGACUGUGCCAAGAAUCCCUUAUAUGAUACUGUUGUAGGACACCAUUACUAUUAUUGAUAUAGUAAUAAUAACCAUAUUGUUGUAAUUUAUUUAUUUUUAUCAUUGCGUCUGUGAUUCCUUGUCUUUGUUACUUGUACAUUUUUUUUGUUUGUGAUAUUCAUUGGUUUUCAUUUUUUUAUAAGUACAUAUGCAAUUAUAUGUAUAAUGUGCAGCAUUGAUUUAAGGCUGUGUUGUGUUAGAUUAUAAACUUGUUAAGUGUAGCGCUCAGGUCUUUCACAAGCUGUUGUAGCUAAGUGGUCUUCCUCGGGUUAUUUGUUCUUCAUCUCUGGCAUUGGUUGUAAUUACCAAAAUCCUUCAAAUUGGUGCCUUGAUACACGAGCAGUGAAAGGCAGCCGCCCUUGCCGCCAGCCCUGCAUGGUGGUGGGCGGCGCCACACUGACCUGGUGGUGGUCACUUCUGGUGAGCAAAUCUGUAAUUGUUGUAAUGAAAGAUGCCUGGAUAAUACACUUAAAAACAAUCUCUUCCAUAUUGUAGCUGUACCAAGUUAGUAUUUUAGUACAGACUGUUGCUCUCUCUACCACAAGACUGCAGUGGUGGGGCAAGCAGGCACCACAGCACCACAGGCCGGCAGGUCAGCAGGGCAUCGCAGCGCUGCUGGCGCGGGCUUCCAGUGGGGCAAGGCCUUGGUCCAGGUUCCCAGGUGCUUUUGGCCCAUAGUGAGAGUCUCUUUGACUGUAAUUCAUAGGUUUAAUGUAGCCAAUACUGAAUUUGAUUGCCUUUAGGGGUAAUGACUAGUCAAAGGGACAGACGGAGGUUGGACCAAUUUGACCUCAGCAAGUGAGGGCAGCUGCAGGAGUGUCUGGUGUGGCAAAGAUUCCUUCCAUAACAGUACACAGAGUGAGCGGCGUUGGCCAGGCCGCGGCUCCCGACAUCAGUGUUAACUGUUCCUCUCGGGGCCAGUGUGCUGCCAGCAUCACUUGCCUUGCUCUGUAAUGUCCAGUUCAAUAUUGCAUUAUUAAGCUAAGUAGCCCACUCAAGACAUGUAUAUAAACCAUAAUGUAAGAGUAAUGGAAGUAGUCAUCUUGAAUCUGUGCAGUAUAUUGUAUAUUACAGACUGUCACGGUCUUUCAUUUUUCUUUAUUUUUUUUUUUUUUUCGCAUCUUGUUGUAGACUUAAAUGCUUUUGUUUGUAAUAAAUCAUUGAAGAUC